AUGCACACAAAGCAUAAUGAAACGGAUUCUCUACCUCUGGGAGAAGUCAAGAACACUGAUGGGAAAUCAUCAGAUGGGAAAAAUAGUGACAGGCUGGUUGAUGGCAAAAAUGCGUUAGUUACUCAAGGAAUGGGGGCACUGGACAGCAUGCUACCACGCAAGGAGGCAGUGGAAAUGCCGCGACAGUUAGCCUGCCACCAACGUUUCAUAAGUGAUGUGAGAUUCUUCGUGGGGAUUCUAACCAUCACCGUUGCAUGUAUUGGAAUGAUGCUAGCCUACAAUAUGGGGGUGCUGACAACUACUGAACGUCGCUAUAACUUAAGCAGCCGCCAACUUGGCUCUUUCACUAGUAUUAACCAAGCUGGUACACUUAUCACGAUCACACUGUGUGGAUAUUUCGGUGGUCUCCCGGGCAGCCAUCGACCACGUUGGAUUGGCACCGGAACUUUAGUCAUGUCAGCUGGAAUGUUGAUUACCUCUCUGCCUCAAUUCACUCUCGGUCCAUACGUGUACAAAACUCCAGGUAACGACUCAACAAUCACGAAUGCAACCACAGAAACGAACAUGUGUCAGCAGCGACCACAAAAUUCAGACCAUGCAAAUGGCUCUCUUUUAGAAGAAACUUGGAGUUGUGAUUUAGAGGAGCAAACUGCAGCCGAUGAAAGCCAGUCAGCAUACCUAUACCUGUUUAUCGGCGCCCUCUUGCUGGGAGUUGGAUAUAGUCCUAUUUUAACCCUGGGAAGUGCCUUUGUAGAUGACUCGACAAAACACACAUCAACUGCGAUAUAUCUUGGAAUUAUUAAUAUGAUGUGGGGUUUUGGUCCAAUUAUUGGUUUCAUCAUCGCAGCUGGGUGUACUUCAGUGUUUGUCGACAUUAAUCGGGUAAACAUGGAAACUGUCUACCUUAAGCUAGGUGACCCUCAGUGGAUCGGUGCUUGGUGGUUAGGGGGCGCUUUUCUUAUACCUCCUAUGGUUAUUUGUGCGUUAACAUUCUGGUUUGUGCCAAAAGAUUUGAAAAAAUAUCGCUUAAAGCCAAUUACCAGGAAAACAAAUACUAAUUAUAAAAAGGAUGAACAAGCUGAUAAAGACGAAGAAAGCCUGAAAAAUGUUCAAGCUACUGGUAGUGGUUUUAUUCGAAGCCUAAAAGAUUUUCCAAGAACAUUAUGCAGAUUAGUGUUGAAUCCUUACUUCAUCUUAGUAACUGUGGCAUUCGCGUUUGAUCUUGGCGUCGCUAUGGGGAUCCUUAUGUUUCUUCCAAAAUACCUUGAGGUCCAGUUUAAUUUGUCGUCCAUAGCUGCAAAUGCCACAACAGCUUUGGCAUGUACAGCUCCUUAUGGAAUCGGAACGUUUCUAGGCGGAUAUGCGAUCAAUCGAUUCAAGCUGGGUGAAUUUGGAAUUGCCAAAUUCCUCGUGGUUAUCGUAGGGACUUCCAUUAUAUUCUGUGCGAUGAUGUUUCCAUUUGGAUGUAACAGCGUGGAUAUUAACGGUGUGAGUGAGAUGGGAGGCAAGAAUACAUUGCCCUGUAACGAGAACUGUCAUUGUUCGAUUGGUGUGUAUCGGCCUGUGUGUGGUUCCAAUGGAGAAACGUAUAUGUCACCUUGCUAUGCUGGGUGUACGCAAAUGAACGAUAAUGGGUCGUACAUUGAUUGUUCGUGUAUUAAAUCAAACGACACAGAAGACAUGCAUGCAAUGGACGGUGCAUGCCAAGAAGGCCAGACCUGUCCUUCAUUCUACAUCUUUGCUGUCAUAUUGUUUCUCUUCGCCAUUACGUCUGGUGCUAGAGAAAUUCCUGCUGUUAUGUUGACAAUCAGGUCAGUGAAAGAAACGGAUAAAUCCUUUGCCCUCGCAAUUAAUUUCUUGCUCGUACGCUGUUUAGGUGAGUACGAUAUUACACUUGCAUGGCAUAUUCGAGUUAGGAGAUACAAAAGGGGUUGA
This is a messenger RNA of Saccoglossus kowalevskii, 1935 nucleotides long. Its product is annotated as solute carrier organic anion transporter family member 2A1-like. NCBI's taxonomy places the organism in Eukaryota, Metazoa, Hemichordata, Enteropneusta, Harrimaniidae. Gene Ontology annotation, biological process: sodium-independent organic anion transport; transmembrane transport. The record is from RefSeq and is a predicted model, not a curated record. Gene Ontology annotation, cellular component: basolateral plasma membrane. Gene Ontology annotation, molecular function: protein binding.